Pimephales promelas (fathead minnow) is the source of this 3464-nucleotide messenger RNA. The record is from RefSeq and is a predicted model, not a curated record. NCBI's taxonomy places the organism in Eukaryota, Metazoa, Chordata, Actinopteri, Cypriniformes, Leuciscidae.
CAUCUGGACCUCAUUUCUACCCUGGGGAGAGAGAAACUAAAAUAUUACAAUAAAUGUGACUUUUUUAUCCUGAACAUCGAGUGGAGAAAAUCGUCUUCAAUUAUAAAUGUUGUUUGUAAUACAUUUAUUUUCGUUAACAGGCAAAUUAAAGGGUGUGCUAAUCAUUAUUCAGGCGUCCUACAGCUCCACGCUUGCUGAGCGCGUGCGUGCGCCCGCGCGCGCCUGUGUGUGUGUGUACGUCGCCGCGCACAGAUCGCGAGGCUGUUGUUGCGAACAGCUCGAGGAAUUAACGAUUUUUUUCUAUUAAACAAAAAAUUCAGCAGUAACGGACGCGUACUAGAGACGUUAACGCAAACUCACAGUAUUUUUUCUAGCUUUUUUGACAUUUAUCUUAACCAUGGCUGUACUAAUGAUCUGAAGAAAUCACUCCGCAAAAGUUUUGACUUGUAUUAAAUCAUUUGUAUUGUUGGGGCUCUCCCAAACGGAUCAUUGAAGGCUCGAUCAAGCGAUUAGGAAUUACGGAAUUUCAUGUAAACUUUGUAAAUGAAGAUUAAAAACAUCGGCACGCGCUUAUUCUCUCUGCCGGACAUCGCACAUGGGGUGACACCGAAGAGCUUCCUGGGCCGCUGAGACGUGCCUUCGGGCUGGGCGUCUCGUUUCCUGUGGCCCUGCUGGCCCAGACAACCUGCCCUCUGAAUGACUACUGGCCGUCUAGUUGCACGGCUUUGCCAAGCUGUCACCAUGAGCAAAUACUCCCAGUACUUCAACAAGACCCUCAUACAGGUCCACUAUCGUUUUACCAAGGACAUGAACGAUGACGAAAUGAUAAAGCGCAUGGAGAGUAAAGAAAGCCUGGACACCCUGAAAAUUGUAUUUGUCAUAAUCUGCAGUAUCAUCAUCUUGGAAAACCUCCUGGUGCUCAUUGCCGUGUUCCGCAACAAGAAGUUCCACUCGGCCAUGUUCUUCUUCAUUGGAAACCUGGCCUUCUCUGACUUACUCGCUGGCUCCGCGUAUAUCGCCAACAUCUUUCUGUCAGGCCCCAGGACAUUUCAUUUGGUGCCCGUCCAGUGGUUCAUACGAGAGGGGACCGCUUUCAUCGCCCUGUCCGCCUCAGUUUUCAGCCUGCUGGCUAUCGCUAUAGAGCGCUACAUUGCCAUCACCAAGGUCAAGGUUUAUGGCUCCAACAAAACUUGCCGCAUGUUCCUUCUGAUCGGAGCGUGCUGGGUGAUGUCCAUCCUUCUGGGAGGUCUUCCCAUUAUCGGCUGGAACUGCAUUAACCACCUGGAGGAUUGCUCCGCUGUUCUGCCUCUCAACACCCGCUACUACGUCCUGUUUGUCGUCACCAUCUUUACCAUCAUCUUGCUGUCCAUCGUGAUCCUUUACGUUCGCAUCUACCUGAUUGUGCGCACCAGCCACCAAGAGGCCACCAAUUCUCCAGCUUACGCUCUCCUGAAGACGGUCACGAUCGUGCUGGGCGUCUUCAUCAUUUGUUGGCUGCCCGCCUUCACCAUCCUGAUCCUGGAUGCUUCCUGUCCGAUCCAGCAAUGCCCUAUCCUCCACAAAGCUGACAUCUUCUUCAGCAUCGCCACGCUGAAUUCUGCGUUGAACCCGUUGAUCUACACGCUGCGGAGUAAGGACAUGAGGAAGGAGUUCCUCAGGGUUUUGUGCUGCUGGGGGCUGCUCUACUGCGGCAGACCUCCUCACCGCUGCAUGGUGCCGCUCAAGAGCUCAAGCUCAAUGGAGCACUGCACCAACAAGCACGAACAUCAGUCGACUCCCAUCAUGCAGGACUGCACUACCUGUGUCUGAUUCUGCCCCCACAGUACCUAGGGGCGUAAAGAUAAGGGGAGACGAGGCACGUUCAGAGACCUCAUGGAUAAAAUGAGAAUCGCAAUCAACGUCUUUGGACUCUCACAGGUGUGGUACUGGACUCCCUUGUGUCCUUUGUUGCUUCUUGACCAUCACAGAAUAAGACCAUCACAUGUUUGACAUUUCCAGGCAAAUUAAAGAGCCAAAUCCAAAUGGGAACAUGUAUUUUAGCUCUUUGACAGAACGCGAAAAACCAAAAUGUAAAAAUAUUGCACUUUGUAGACUUCUAUCUAGGCAGUUUGGGAUUGUAUAUUUCUCCUAUGCUGACUAACCUACCAGAAGUCAAGUACAAGAUGUGUCCUAUCCACAAGUUCGACUGCCACUGUCAUGGUUCAGAGAUAUGAGAGGACUUAUUGAAAUGUAAGGAUCGACAAUGCACUCCACAUGAGCCAAACCACCACGCAUGCUUGCAGAACCUUUCCCAUGUAUUUAUCGAAUUACUUGAUAUGCAUAACACCCUUUGAUUACCGACAAGACAAGUAUUCAGCUUCAUUGUAUUGCAUGAAUGUCUAACCUGUGUAAAAACUAAUAUGUAUGGCAAACCUAUUUACAAUUGUCAACGUUACUUCAAUUUGUCCAUCUAAACUCACUGUCUGUCCCUUUCCGUUUCAUUUAUUUUAACAUUCCUAAUUUGUCCUAUGAGGAAAGCACAGUCGGUAUAUGAUUACUGUAAUCCUGAAAUGAGUUUCUCACAGCAGCCGGUGUAAAUUCUGGAUCUGUUGGCAUGACAACGUCGUAGCGUCGCUGCGGCAGCGUGUGCUUCGUGUUGUGCCCUCUUGACGAAUGGAACUGAAUAGAAGAAUGAAGUGUUACAAGCGAACAUUUUCGCUGAUCGACAGUAUUAGUGAACUUUAUUGUUCUCCUGUUGAUUAUUGAGCUUGCAGCAACAAGAAGGCUCGCACACUGUGAAGUAUUAACGACAAUUAAAGUUAAUUGAAAUUGAUAGGCCGUUGAUGGGACAAAUUGAGUAUGACUUUCUCUCUUUUGAAGGCAUAUUCAUUCUGAAAUAUGGGAACCCUGUGUUGUAAUGGAUCACAAGUCUUCUGAAGACGAUUUAAACUUCCUGCAACUUCAGGAAGUCCGGUGUUUCCUACGCUUCCUCCUGUUGUUAUGAAUUGACCUUAAUGUUGUUAUACGUUAAUGUCAUCAGCCCAACACUUUCACUCACUCAAUCAAACCCAUUCAGCGUUUGAUCCCAACAUGUUUUAGUUUCCUCUGUUGAUCGGUUUGGUUCAGCAGAGAAAGCACUUUGGCAGCUCUUCCAAUGCCGGUCUAAUGUAUUUUGGUUUUUCUUUCUUUUUUUUUUUAAUGCAUGAAGAGUGUGAGCAUCACUAUCACUCCGUUCAAUGUAAAACAUUGCCUACCCUGUGGAACAAUGCUAGUGUUUUUUUAUUAUGAUAAAUAUAUUAAUGUAUGUAUGUAUCUAUGUACAGAAUGUAUGUAUUGUGUAUACAUGUAGAAUGUCUUGUGUGCAAUAGCCUUGUGUUUAGUAGCAAGCUACCUGUGCUAAAUCGGUACAAUCCCAAACACUAAUGUAGGUACAUGCACAUUAGUUCAUUCCUUUUUUUUUAAAUAAAAAAAAAAUGAAAAAGUCA